Durio zibethinus is the source of this 3146-nucleotide messenger RNA. NCBI's taxonomy places the organism in Eukaryota, Viridiplantae, Streptophyta, Magnoliopsida, Malvales, Malvaceae. The record is from RefSeq and is a predicted model, not a curated record.
UAUAAUUUAUGUUUUACAUUGUCUUCUUGGAAAAAAUGUUUAUUUUAUUUCUUUCCAAAAAGCAGCGUUUCAUUGGCUCCUCCUCCUCUUAUCUAUGGUUGCUAAGAAAAUACAGCAGAGAGGAAUGAGUCAAGUUUUGAAUACACUCCAGGGAGCUCUUUCAUUAAACAAAUUAAGUUUCCACAAUCAUCCUAGGAAAGAAAGGAAGUUGCUUCAACAUGGGUCAUGCGUUUUUUCCCAUAAAGAAUAUUCAAUUAUCUUUCCAAGGUGGUCUGGAGGUUUUAGCUCAUGUUAAAAGUUCUCAUAAGGAAAAGACUUGUCUCUUUGAUGGAGUAGAAUUGGUGGCCUUGCCACAUGUACAAACUCUCAGAGAAUUUCCUAGGGAGGAGCUUGUUGGAAAAGUUGUUAUGGUGAGAUUUGAUUCUACCAUUUUGCUUGGCGAAAAACUGGAUUGGAGUUUUCAAUCUGCUUCAAAAGCACUUUACACCAUUAAGUAUUUACAUGAAUCUGGGGCCAAAGUCAUUCUCAUGAGUGAAUGGAAUACGAAAAUCAAUCCCAAACAUCUUGCUGUAGAAGCUGUUGCAGAUAUCUUGUCAUCAGUUCUCCAGCUCAAAGUUGUUGCUUUAAGAUGUAUUUCUUGCAACAUACCAUUGAAGAGGGAAGACCUGCAGAAAGCAGACAUCCUUCUUCUGGAGAAUCUUUCUCAAUAUAAGGAAGAAGUUGCCAACUGUUCAAAGUUUGCUGAACUUUUAUCAUCAGAAGUUGAUAUUUUUGUUAAUGACUCGUUUUGCCAGUCUCAUAAAAUUCUUGCAUCAACAGUUGGUGUUGCUUGUUUUUGCUAUGCCUCUAUGGCUGGUUUUUCCUUUGAGGAAAGCCUUCAUCAGCUAAAGAAGUUUGCAAAAACUAACAAGAAACCAUAUGUUGCAAUUAUUGGAGGUGGCAAUCUCAAAGACAAGGCAGCUGCUUUACAAUUUUUAGCAUCUAGAUGUGAUGCAUUGGUCUUCGUUGGCCUAAUGUCCUUUCAGAUAAUACGUGCUUUAGGACACUCGGUUCCAACUAACCUGGUGGAACGUGAUGCACAUAAAGCAGCUUUAGACAUUGUCCGGUUUGCACAUGAUAAAAAUGUGCUGAUGUCAUAUCCAAAAGAUUUUUGGUGCAUGAAUCAACAUCUUCCUCAGCAAUUGGAAGUUUUUCCUGCUUAUGGAGUUUCAUAUGGUUGGCUACCUGUUGAUCUUGGACCUAGGUCGUUGGACGAAAUAAACUCUCUGGUAACAAACUCCAAGAAAAUUAUAUGGAUUGGUCCAGUGAAAUUCAGGUCCUCCAGCCCAUAUACAGGUGGAGCUUCUAAAUUGGCUCAGAUGCUUUACAAACAGAGUCUAUGUGAAUGUGAGAUAACUAUUGUUGGGAGUACAGCAUGUGAAGUUAUCAAAAAUGAAUCAAGCUCUGUAUCUUGUUUUAACAUGCUAGAGAAUGCUUCAGCUGUAUGGGAGUUUCUCAAAGGACAAAAGCUGCCUGGGGUUAUGGCCUUAGAUAGAGCAUAUCCAUUUGAAAUUGACUGGAAUGUUGUUUAUCGUGAUCCAUCCCAUCCUUUACUCGUUGAUAUUGGAAGUGGUAAUGGCCUCUUUAUCAUGGGAAUGGCAAGAAAUAGGAAGGAUCUGAAUUUUCUUGGUUUGGAGAUUAAUGGAAAGCUUGUACGACGUUGUUUGGAUUCUGUUCAUCAAUCUGGCAUAACGAAUGGGUACUUUGUGGAAACAAAUGCGACAUCCACAUUCCGUUCCAUUGUUUCUGGUUACCCAGGAGAAUUGGUUCUUGUUUCAGUACAGUGCCCAAACCCAGAUUUUAACAAACCGGAACAUAGGUGGAGCAUGCUGCAAAGGUCAUUAAUUGAAGCAGUGGCAGAUCUUCUUGCUUCUAAGGGAAAGGUCUUUCUGCAAUCUGAUGUAGAACCAGUUGCUAUAAGAAUGAAAGAACAGUUUUUGAAAUAUGGAAAGGGUAAACUUUGUCUUUUGCAUGAUCAUUGCGGUGUAAAAAUCAAUGGAAAUACAUGGCUUGAGGAGAACCCAUUUGGAAUUCAUUCAGACUGGGAGCAACAUGUUAUAGAUCGAGGAGCUCCUAUGUACAGAUUAAUGCUUUCCAAAUCAACUGGCUCUUGAAUAAGCUGUUGGCAUUUGCUGGUUUUUUGGCCAUAGCUGGGAUAUCCACGUACUACUUGAAAACUAUCUGUAGAGAAACUGGAUGCCGGUGCAGCCACGGUCUACCCUUUCUUGGAGGUAAGUUUAGCCAUGCUUUGUUUUGUUGCUAAUUCAAUUGUGUUAUGCCUUUGUAGAGAAGGAUAAUGCUAUUAAUUCACCUAGUUUCAUGGUUGCGUUUUAUCAAGUUAUUAAUUAUGCAGGAGUAAUUUGCCUGGAUCUGAUGAGCAUGCAGGUACAUGCUACAACUUCCCUAAAAAUUGUUUUGCCAGACAUUGGAAGCAACUGCAAUAUAGAGGAAGUGCUUGAGAAGCAACCCUGCCAAAGCAGGGAAUUGAACUCAGAUGUUAAGCACUCAGCAGCAUCAGGCCUAUGGUUACUACCUUGACAGAGUCCAUAUGAGGCAAAAGUUAGCAGCUUUUUAGAAAGAGAAACAGCAGUAAAGAACUCAUGAAUACUUCUCCAUUUUGAAGUAAAAGUUCAUAUUUCCUUUUCGUUGUGAUGUUUCAUUUUCAUACCCCUUUCUGAAAAUGUAACAUAAGGCAUCUGUUCCUCCCCUUGUGACAUGAUGAUUUGAUCAACUUUUUUCCUCGGAUUGUGACCAAACGAAAGAACCUUUUUUCUUCCUUGGAUUACUGUGGUGACACAUUCUAGUUCUAGUCAAAAGCAAAAGAGUGUUCAUCAUUAGAGCCCUCAGUCAGAAGGUAGCAGCAUAAUUCACCUGAUUGGGGUAUUCAAAACAUGUUUUAGAUUUUAGUUAAGGAAAUUGAACUUGGUAAUUGAUAAAAGCAUCUCUCUUGGAUGCUCACAUGCAACUUGGUACAUUUGUUUACACUCAAUAAUAAUCCCCAUCUUUUAUUUGUGGUCCUUGUUUUUAAUUUUAAGUAUUGAUGUGCCUUCUAAUAUUUAUCAACCAUGUUUUGGGUUUAAUAAUUUUGACAUGUCAACUAAUAGAAA